Messenger RNA from Suillus subaureus, 1785 nucleotides. RefSeq lists its product as uncharacterized. Gene Ontology annotation, cellular component: nucleus. Gene Ontology annotation, biological process: protein import into nucleus. The record is from RefSeq and is a predicted model, not a curated record. Gene Ontology annotation, molecular function: guanyl-nucleotide exchange factor activity; small GTPase binding. The transcript has 2 exons. Bases 1 to 1785 code for a protein of 594 amino acids. NCBI's taxonomy places the organism in Eukaryota, Fungi, Basidiomycota, Agaricomycetes, Boletales, Suillaceae.
AUGAUGAACUUUGAUUUGUGGGCGUUAGAGUCACCCGACCUCGGGGCUUUCACCACUGUCUUUAGGGCCCUCAACCACCUCCAGCCAUUCGUGCCUCCUCGAGGGGGUGCCUACACCCACGCAGAGCUUGACACACCCUCCACUGACGCCGGCCCGCCCUCUUCACUUCCGACGGACUCGGAGUUCAUAGAAGGCUCUACGGUAUGGAACCAGAGCAUGCUAGCGUCUUAUCUCGCAUCCUCGAGCUCCUCACACACACGCUCAACGUUGACCAGCAUGACUGCAAGCCCGUGCCUUCCAAAUCCCGACGACAACUUUGAUGACUCCGGAGAAGAGACGGAAGGCGAGCUUGAACCGCUCAUAUUCACGUUCACGACACCUAGUCGAUCACAGUCUCAUAAUUCGGAUGCAGAUCUGAGUCACGACCAUUCACUUUCUGAUGGUGAUAUUGACUUAGGGGACCAACCCAGUCUUGGUGACCUCGGUGGCGCGUUUUCCUUUCUUGCUGCGGAGCGUGCCAGAAUUGCUGCCCGUGACCGUGGUACAGGUAAAGAUAGCUCCACGAGCGAUGGCGCUUGGAGAAACGAGGCAGAACCUCGCCGUACACGAAAGCGGAGAAGGAAAAAGGCGAGGGUCAUUCAACUCCUGCAGCGAGAUCGAGAAAAUGUGGAACAGGAGAGCACGAGUCACACCACGGGAACCAGCACAGUAUUGGGCGUAUCUGGGACAACCGGCGUUAUCGCUGUCUCCUCGAACCCAGAGCCCGAACCUGAGAUAGGAGAGUCGUCGUCUUCUGGCGAUAAUGUUGCUGUUACUAUGCCUUCGACGCCUGCACACAAGUCAUCGUUAGAUAGGCUACGCCACAGUCGUUCUACCCCAUCAUUGCAUCUAUCACAGAUACCCACCAAUCCUCAAAUUCUUAAGUUACGUUGCCUUGCCCAUAAGCUACGACUCAAAUUCCCGGAGGACUACGACCGCAUUACGGCGUUACUCACGCAGGACUUUAGUGGUGCCGAUUCCGACUUCUCAGACCCUAGGGGUCCAGCGCCGCGACCUAGAGACUCUUUGAUUCAUGUUUUUAUCGACCAUUCGAAUAUCCUUAUCGGUUUCUUAACCUAUGCUCGCCGUCACGCCUCUCACUCGGGUAGGAAACGACGCCUCUCCCACGCAGCCCUCGCGCUCCUCCUUGAACGCGGACGCCCCAUUACGCGGCGUUGCCUAGCCACUUCCUCUCCGCUGUAUCAACCAACAGACACAGCCGAACAACUCGGGUACGAAGUUUGCAUUUUUGUGCGUGUGCCAGACGGUGGGAAUGGCCAGUACCGUCGUCCACCAAGUGCCAACACCAAUGCAGAAUCAUGGCGCAAGGGACACGCGCGAGCAUCAUCAGACUCUGAUAAAGGCGUAGGUGGAAGCGGAGGCACAGGCUUGACUGCGUCUGGGAACGGCGGCCGUAAUGGACGCGUCCGCUACCGAGAGCAGGGGGUCGAUGAGCUGUUGCAGCUUAAGCUGCAUCAGGCGAUCGCGGAUGUGGACGUGCCGCGCCCGGGUGCGACAAUAGUGCUAGCAACGGGUGAUGGGAACGUCGGGCAGUUCAGCGACCAGGGCUUCCUUGGUCCUGUGCGAAUCGCACUGAAGAAGGGAUGGCGCGUCGAGCUGUACGCAUGGGAGGAGGGCCUGAGCCGUGCGUGGAAGAAGGAGUUUGGGGAGGGCACGCCGUGGAAGGAUAGGUUUCGCAUUAUCAAGAUGGAGGAUUUCGGAGAGGACUUAUUAGAGGUCGAAUAG